AUGGAUCCCGCCCACAAGGAUGAUAUCCACAGCGAAGAUUACGUUCUGCGCCACCGAAAAGACGCGCUGAGUGCCCCGAUUCGCAAGCGCAUCGUCAUUUGCUGCGAUGGGACCUGGCAAUCCGCGGUCUCUGGCAAGAAGAAUGUACCUUCUAACGUUACCCGUCUUUGUCGCUCCUUGAAUCACAUCGGAACGGACGAAAAGGGUGAACAGUGGCAGCAAAUUGUCUUCUACGAUUCUGGAGUUGGGACCAAUGGAAGCGCAGUAGAAGAUGUGGUCGAAGGCGCAUUUGGUCAGGGCGUGGAACAGAAUGUUAUCGAGGCGUAUAACUUCUGCGUACUAAAUUACCGUCCUGGUGACAAGAUAAUGUGCUUUGGUUUCUCGCGCGGAGCUUACACGGCUCGAACAAUUGCUGGUUUAAUCUCGGAUAUUGGUAUCUGUCAAAAGUGGGAUCUCAACCAGUUCCCUGACCUCUGGGCUGUUUAUAAGAAAGUCAAGCAUGGGAAGCGAUUCGAUCGGAGUGACCUUUGGUUUGACUGGAUGUGGGGGAAGGCCGAUGAACAUCAGGGCUCUGGUACUGAGAAUGAUCGAACCUUUCGCUAUACACAUGCCCCUGAAGGCGACUGGGCACAGGAAGGAUCGCGAGAAGUGGAAGUUGUCGGGGUGUUUGACACCGUCGGCUCUAUUGGUAUGCCGGAGGUGCUUGGGUUCAAGUUACCAUCUACAGGAAAGGAUGGCUGGCAUAAUGUUGGACUAUCACCCAACAUUAGACACGCUUUCCAAGCCUUAGCUUUGGACGAACACCGCCAAUGCUUUUCGCCAUCGGUUUACUAUCUGCCAAACAAGACCGCCACGCCCGAAGAAGUCGAAUCCAGGCAACAAGAGGAGAGCCAGGCUGCAAAGGAAUAUGAAAGAGUUCUUCAAGAAGCUAAAGACCUCAAAGCAGGAGGCGACGCGACCGACGCCGAGGUCAAUGCUGCCGCGCGUAAGGUCAACCAGGUUGCCAGAGCUUGGAACAAGGCAACUCGACGAAAAAUCAAAUUCGAAAACCGCUUGAGUCUGCACUCAGAGCUAAAGCAAGUGUGGUUUCCUGGUUACCACGUCAAUAUUGGCGGAGGCGAUUCCGAGACCUUGGAGGAUGAGGGUGACAUGGAGGAGAUGUCCAACAUUACCUAUUCAUGGAUGCUGGAUCAGAUUAAAAGCUACCUUUCUAUCGACGAGCGAUUUAUCAUCGGAUCGCUGAAAGCCCGUGAGAAGCGUCUUCACAAGCUCAAUGAAGAAUACUCCAAAUGGGAGGCUUCCGUCAAGACAGCAAAAGCCGAGUCUCUCAAAGACUGGGUUUGUAACACUGCCAAAUCGGCGGUUUCAGCUGUUGUUCAUCGUCCAAAACCCGCUGAUCCUGACGGACCUGCCUUUAGAGGCAUUCGGAAGUACGGUUGGGGAGAAGGCAUCCUGAUCAACAGUUUCACGUCAAUGUAUUGGCUCAAUGGAAAGAAAUGGCGUACUCCAGGAGAAUACGGUACCAAAGAUGGCAAAUAUGCCGGCGAAACUUUCGAAUUUAUCCACCCUGUUGUGAACUACCGAGUGGAAAGAAUGAAGGAACUCAACAAAACAAACAGCAAGCAUGCGCUUUACAGGCCCCUUGGUCCCAGUGGAGAAUACAAGCGCUGGAAAGAGCAGGACGAUCAAGGGAACACUGUCUAUAAGUACCUUAUGGGAAAGUCAACGAAGCCUGUGACCGAGUGGAAGCUGGGAGGAAUGGACUCCUACGAGCGAUUGGCAGUUGCAGGAUAUCCUGCAUAUUCUUAUGUGGAUAUUCUGGAUGACGAAAUGAAGACUGGAUUUCGAACGGAGCGUCUUGAAGGCGAAUCAUUUGAGAAAAUGGAAUUUGGUCUCAAGCCUACCAUUGUUUCCAAGUCGCGGGUGUCGGAUGCUUCGACCGCGUCUGAUGGUGAGGAAGGCUGGGGAACACAGUCCCAGUCAACGGUCUUUGAUGCCAAUGUCCAACCUGGUGACCUGCAUCCAGUGACUAAUUUGCCAAAGUCUCACGAUCUGAAAUCUGCGACAGUGCAAGCGUUGAGCCAGGAAAUUCCGCAUCAGCAGAGUCUGAGCAAUGUCCACUGA
Molecule: messenger RNA, 2124 nt
Organism: Penicillium angulare
Lineage: Eukaryota; Fungi; Ascomycota; Eurotiomycetes; Eurotiales; Aspergillaceae
Product: T6SS phospholipase effector Tle1-like catalytic domain-containing protein
Exons: 2
Coding region: 1-2124 (707 amino acids)
Source: RefSeq, a predicted model, not a curated record